Molecule: messenger RNA, 1506 nt
Organism: Salvia splendens (bonfire salvia)
Lineage: Eukaryota; Viridiplantae; Streptophyta; Magnoliopsida; Lamiales; Lamiaceae
Product: transcription factor UNE10
Exons: 6
Coding region: 112-1302 (396 amino acids)
Cellular component (GO): nucleus
Molecular function (GO): protein dimerization activity
Source: RefSeq, a predicted model, not a curated record
CCCAAACAACAUAACUCAAUAAUAUCAUAACUUCAUAUAUAUAUACGAUAUACUAUUAUGUUACUACUACAUACCUAUUCUAGACAAAAACAAUAACAAUUUUUUGUCGAAAUGAAUCACUCCUCCCGCUCUAAAUCAUCCAAUUCCUUCUCCACAGAUGCCCCCUCAUUGGACUACGAAGUGGCAGAGCUAGCAUGGGAGAACGGCCAGGUCGCCAUGUACGGCCUCGGCGCGCCGCGCCCCCUCAACAGCAAGGCCGCCGGCGCCGACACUCUGGAGUCCAUAGUUGACCAAGCCACCUUCAGCCUCCCCCACGCCAAAUCUGCCGCCUUGGUUCCUUGGCUCGACCACGGCGCCGUCUCCGUCUCCGCCUCCGCCUCUGCCGCCGCCGCGGCGAGCAUGGACGCCCUGGUGCCGUGCAACAACAGCAGGAACGAAAAGCAUGUGAACUCGACGCAGGUGCCGGGGAUCGGCGGCGCGUGCACGGUGGGAUCGUGCAGCGGCGCCGAGGGCCUGGCACGUGCGGCGGGGCGGGGUUUCUGCACGAGUUACACGAGCGACACGUGCGGCGGAGGGAGAGACAGCCUGCUUGAUUCUUGCGACAGAGAAUUCGCCGGCGGCGGCAUCACGUCCACCUCCCUAUGGUCGCAGGAAAACACCAGCUCCGGCGAAGAUUGCACCAAGACCUCUGCCGAGGACCACGAAACCGUUUGUUACGGUAGAUCACAGAGGCCGGCAGGAAAAAAAAGCAACAGAAAAUUGGGAAUCGGAAAAUCAGCAAUUAUUUCAGCUAAAGUUAGGGCAGCUGCCAUCCAUAACCAGUCUGAGAGAAGAAGAAGGGACAAAAUUAAUGAAAGAAUGAAGACAUUGCAGAAGUUGGUCCCCAAUUCUAGCAAGACGGAUAAGGCGUCAAUGUUGGAUGAAGUAAUAGAUUACAUGAAACAAUUGCAAGCACAAGUGCAGAUGAUGAGUAGGAUGAGUGUGCCAUCCAUGAAUAUGAUGAUGCCAUUGUCCAUGCAACAACACCUUCAGAUGUCUAUGAUGACUCCAACCAUGGCCAUGCCUAUGCCCAUGGGAGGAGUCAUGGACAUCGGUCGCGGCACUGGAAUGUUGCCCAUGAUGCCCUCGUCCGCUGGAUUCAUGCCUUGGGACAUCCAGCCUCCACCGCCCACGCCCGACUUUUUAUCCAACCUCUUUGCUACUCAAUCGCAACAGCCAAUGACGGUCGAUGGCUACACCAGAUUGGCAGCUAUGUAUCAGCAGUUGCAACAAACGUCUGCGAUGACUGCCUCAAAAAAAUGAUUUCAAAAAUAUGUAAAAUAAUAAUUAUGAAUGCAACUCUUUUUUUGGGUUUGUUUUAUAUAUUGAAAACGUGUUUGCUCCACGUCGAUUUGAUAAGGGUGGUUGUUGUUUAUACAUAUAAACUAGGUAAUCAUAUUUUUGUGCAAGGAGGAUGAUGAAUUUAAUUAUGAGAUGUAUGUUAGAUCUUUUUUUUCCUUCACUGUA